Messenger RNA from Macrosiphum euphorbiae (potato aphid), 363 nucleotides. The record is from the annotation of a GenBank genome assembly. NCBI's taxonomy places the organism in Eukaryota, Metazoa, Arthropoda, Insecta, Hemiptera, Aphididae.
AUGAGUUUACAAACUAUUUAUGGAACAUCAUCAAAUCCAGCUGCUGAUUUGGUGAAUUUGAAAACGCGGGGAUUUUUGACCCAUCCAAAUCACUAUUUAUUCAAACUUUUGGAGUCAUUAGAAUUAUGCUUUAUGAAACAUGCUGAAUCUUUAAGUCCUUUUGAUGAUACACAUGAAGAGUUCUUCCAGACAGAGAACAUAACCAUAACUUUUCCAUGUAAUCUACAUAAGACAGAAAUCAUAACAGACAUUUUUAUUAUGUAUUCAACAAUGAGGAUGAGACAGUAUAGUUAUACAAAAAAUCAGGAAGCAAAAAAAUUAAACAAAACCAAGAAAAAAAUAUCUAAAUUAGUGUCCUCUUAG